AUGCCCUCGAAAUCACCAGGUUCUAUUCCUGGUAACGCCGUGCAGGCAAACCAGAGAAAGGCCAAACCGUCCGGUACACAUGAAGUGGCCCAAGCGCCACACCCAACUGCACACACACCCCAGCAUCAUGGACUUAUGGAUCCAAGAACAUUGCAUCAGAUAUUCCAUGGGUGCGUGCACAGAGGGACUGAACAUAGCCUUCUUCCAGGAGCCAAAGAAAUUAUCGACCCUGAAACUUUCGCGUACGACAAAAUGGCCGAGUACAUAGUCAUGGCAGAUCGUCUCUUUAUCCCCGGGCUUGUAUACCCUCUCCUCACCACAGAGGAAAUCCAAGUCAACGUUGGCUCGUGGGUCUGUCUUGCCUGUCCCCAUUCCAAAACUAAAUGCCUGCGCUGCAACCAAUAUGAAGGUCAUGAGGACACACUCAUUAUCGGUGUCCAUGGAGAGUGUGUAACUGAAGGGAACACAACGCGCUCGGCCAUUGGACUCUGGUAUGGCGACGGCAAUUGCGCAAAUAGCUGCGAGUUGAUUUCGCGCGAGGACAAGCAUACAAAGCAAAACGCGGAGUUGAACGCCUGCCUGCGGGCGUUGCGUCAUGCAAUUGCCCUCGUCGACGAAAAUAUGAAACUGAUGCGCGAGGGCAAGUUUCCCCGCCCGCUGAGUACGUUGGUCAUUAAGAUGGACUCCGAGUACGUGGUCCUUGGCCUGACGAAGUGGCUACUCAAGUGGAAGAGGAAUGGAUGGAAGACUUGCAAGGGUGCUCCGGUUGCAAACGCUGAAUUGUUCAAGGCCUUGGAAGAUGCUAUUAACGUGCUUGAUAAGGACAUUCAGAUCAAGUUCUGGCUUGUGUCCAAGGAGGAAAACCAGGAGGCACGGUAUUCGACGAAGCUAGCUUUGAGGUCGGCUCGUUGA
This is a messenger RNA of Penicillium bovifimosum, 912 nucleotides long. RefSeq lists its product as uncharacterized. Gene Ontology annotation, molecular function: nucleic acid binding; RNA-DNA hybrid ribonuclease activity. Lineage: Eukaryota; Fungi; Ascomycota; Eurotiomycetes; Eurotiales; Aspergillaceae. The transcript is spliced from 2 exons. The record is from RefSeq and is a predicted model, not a curated record. The coding region runs from base 1 to 912 and encodes 303 amino acids. Gene Ontology annotation, biological process: DNA replication, removal of RNA primer.